AUGAAAGCCAAUCCAACUGAGUUGAAUAGAAUGGACGAACAAUCGGACGACGACUGCAUUGGACGUCUCUUGCGGACAUGCGCUUCAUUGACGGACAAGGCCUUGUCGGCCAAUAUCUUGACGGCUCCGGAUGAUGUGUCGGAGGACCAUAUUGACGCCGAUAUAGAGCGUGAAACCGCUAUAUCUCGAUGGCUUGAUCGGCAAUUACUAGAGUACGAGUCGCGCCUGAAGACGCUCAGGAACACUGGCAGUACGGCAUUCCCAGCGAAAUCCUCCCGUGGCGUCGUGCAACAGCAAUUGGUGGAUGCCUCGAUCCGAAUACAACAAGAACACAUGCUUUUGGAAAGAAUUAUGCGAUCCAGGACUGCUCGAAACGUUGCCUUCUCGAAGGAACCGACGCCCGACGAUCUGCUUCUACAGCAAGCCCAGCAAGUCUGUCAACGUCAAGUCCAGCGCGCAUUGGAAAAGAGCCGCGAGCUGGAACAGGUACAGCAAGAUGUGAUGACGGCUACUGAGGACAGUCGAAGAAUGCAGACAGAGAGUCGAAGCUGUUGGGAGAGUCUAGUUCGAGAAGGAGAAGAUGACGUGGUAAUCUCUAAUGCAUCCACCAAGGAAUCCAAGGACGAGCGGCAAUUGCGUGUUCUAGGAAGGGUUCUGGUAGACCUUGUCACGUCCAGCAAUAUCGAUUGGUAUGAAGACGACAAACUUCAGGAAAUAAUGCAGCGAUUGGAGCAACUCGACCAUAGAUGA
This is a messenger RNA of Phaeodactylum tricornutum CCAP 1055/1, 750 nucleotides long. RefSeq lists its product with no specific name. The coding region runs from base 1 to 750 and encodes 249 amino acids. Gene Ontology annotation, cellular component: kinetochore. NCBI's taxonomy places the organism in Eukaryota, Bacillariophyta, Bacillariophyceae, Surirellales, Neidiaceae. Gene Ontology annotation, biological process: kinetochore assembly. The transcript has a single exon. The record is from RefSeq and is a predicted model, not a curated record.